Messenger RNA from Dermatophagoides farinae (American house dust mite), 1585 nucleotides. RefSeq lists its product as uncharacterized. NCBI's taxonomy places the organism in Eukaryota, Metazoa, Arthropoda, Arachnida, Sarcoptiformes, Pyroglyphidae. The record is from RefSeq and is a predicted model, not a curated record.
AUAUUUGUAAACGAGAAUUUUCCAUUCAUUUUGAAAAAAUUUUUGUAUGAAAAAAAUGGGUGUUUUUGAUUUUCUAUACAAAUCACCACGUUCUAAAAGCGGACCUCCGCCUCGUCACCAUCACCAUCAUCAUUAUCAUCAACAACAACAAUAUAGACGUCCUGGUUAUGGUCCACCAGGUUCUACACCAUCUGGCCAUCAUAAACAACGAACAAUUACACAUGUUAAUAAAGAUUCAGCAUUGCCCGAUGAUUUCAAUACACAUGGAAGAUCAUUGUCGUAUAAUCAACGAAAAAUUCGACCAAAAAUUAAUAAAAAUUAUAGUACAAAUGAUCCAAGAAAACAAGAUUAUUUCAAUGAUGUUGAUGAUUUCACUAGACUUAGCCGUUUGGAAAAUAAAAUCGACAGUUAUAUUACCAGAUAUAAUGAAAUUGCCGAUGAAUUGGAUAGUAUACGAACAAAUUUAAAUUUGAUUCAAAAAGAAUUUAAAAAUGAAUAUGAUGAUGAUAUUAGUGAUGGUAAAAAGAAUAAACAUGUUGUUGAAAUUGGUGAUCGUAUAUUGGCCAAAUUGGAUUCAUUUAAAAUAAAUGAUGAUUAUAAUAAUCAAUCAUUAUCACCACCACCACCACCACCGUUACCACAAACACCACAGCCGCCUAUGACCAAUACUGAUACUGUUGAUAAACCAAAUGCAAUAGCAUUAUUACAUCAUGAUCAAACAACAAUGGCCAAACAAACAAGACCUAAAACAUUAAAUCUAUCACCAAUUGGAAAAAUAAAAUCAACAUCACAAUUACAACAGAAUAAAUAUGAUCAAAAAACAACGACAACAACAACAACAAUUACAACGUCUACAUCGAUUCCAUCACCAACACGUGUAUUGGUCACAUUAAAUGGAAUGAUGAUUCCACCUGCGUCACGUCCCGUUUAUACGGUAGCACGUGCUAAAUAUGCUAUAGUUAAUGAUGAUGAUGAUGAUGAAAAUGAUGGUGGUGAUAAUUCAUACAAUACAACGAAUGCCGAAUUCAUUCCUAUAAAUGCUUCAGCUUUUUACACUUCGACUCCUUCAAUGAAUCAACAACAAUCAUCAUCAUUUUCUACGAAAAGAUUAUCACCAAUACAAUCUGUGGACGAAAUAACAACGAUUGAACAUCCUGUCUAUAUAAAUAUGUCAUCAAGAAUACGUUCAGAACAUCCAAUCAUUGAACAUUGUUUACGACGAAUUGAAUUAUUACGACCACGUAUUAUGCAUUAUAAAUCGGAACAUAAAUUUCGUGUAUAUAAAGAAUUAGAUCACGAAAUAUCCAUUUUAAUGAAUGAAUUGAAUGGAAUUGAUUGUUCAAAAGAUGAUACAAUAUUUGCACAAGAUAAAAAUGUUGCCCUUUGUGAAUUACAUAAUCUUGCCGGUGUUCUUGAACGUUCAAUUGAAUGUCAUGAUAAUGAUUGUGUUAUUUGUAAUUCAUUUAUGUAUAAACCAGAAGUUUCUGUUUGAAAAUCCGCAUCCACACACACCUACCUUGAAAUAUGAUUAUUAACCAACAGAAAUUUAUUUUAUCCAAUAAAAUGCAUUGUUUAUCAGUUUCAA